Molecule: messenger RNA, 1443 nt
Organism: Trypanosoma cruzi
Lineage: Eukaryota; Euglenozoa; Kinetoplastea; Trypanosomatida; Trypanosomatidae
Product: cyclic nucleotide-binding protein, putative
Exons: 1
Coding region: 1-1443 (480 amino acids)
Source: RefSeq, a predicted model, not a curated record
AUGUACGGGACCUUUUUUAAAGGGUGGCCAUCUCCUCUUUUGGAGAUGCUGGCGCGAAAGGCAAAGCCGCUUUUUUUUCAGUCAGGAAAGUUUUUGAUGCAUGAGGGAGACUUGGACCGCUGCAUGUACAUGAUUACCACAGGCUCAGUGAGUGUUAUUUUGAAUGAUCGCUCAAAGGGGAAAAAACGAACGAAAGAGUGCAGUAAGGCAUGUUUUGCGCUCACUCCACCGUGUUAUGUGGGAGAAUUUGCCUUGGUGUGUAAGGAGCCUCGGAGUGCAUCCAUUCAAUGUGAAACCGAUGUGGGUGCCUGGACUGUUUCCCCCGAGGACUACGAGGAGGUCGCGCAACAUUUGAGUCCAGAGGUGGCAAGUCAACAAAGAGAAGCGACUGACGUUCGACGAAGAGCAAACUUGCAGAAAUUCUUUCCUUUGCGCGUUGAGCUUCUUAGCCAAUUUCCGUACUUUGAGAAAUUCAGUGUUGAGGCUCUUAAUAAAAUCAUUUCUGCCGUCGAGCCCAUCGUGCUUCACGACGGCGAUCCUCUGUUUUCAAAGUCUGAUAUGGAUUCUUCCGCCUAUUUUAUUCAAGACGGCGUUGCUAUCCUCUUGGAGGAGGAUGGCACCCGACGUACCAUACCGCGUGGGAGCUGUGUAGGGAUAUUUGAAUGCGCCUGUAGUGUUAAUGAGAGAAAAAGGUAUUCUAUCAUCAGCAAAAAUUACUGCGAUAUUUGGAGAAUGCGCCGCGAGGUUCUUAUUGACGUUGGAAUGAGUGAACCGGCUGCGUUUUUAUACUGCCGCAGUGCCGCCAAAUCCCAACGUGCAAAUGAGGUGGUGAAGCCCACAAAUCCUUCUAUUUUCGUGAGAAAAGAUCCGUAUCUGACGUUUUGUUUCACACGUCAGUUAAUAGGCCGAUUGUGGGAAGCUGCUCUUCCUGUAAUUUAUCUCAAUGACGAGAAACUUGUGGCUCAAGGACAGCUUUUUAAGCAGUUCAUUAUAUUGCAUAAUGGUGUGUUUGAAACAACAAUUAUUGCGGGAAAUGGGGAGCAUCAUACAGUGCGGAUCACAGUCAAUGGCGAGGUCACUGCCAUGGAAGUUAUUUCGGGAUCAAACGACAACUCGCUUUACAAGGGACGGGAGCCCAUGACGAAGGCAUUUUUCAGUUUGGUUUUGGGAGCCUACGAGUACGCCUCUUCGAUGCCGCAGUACAGUUCCACAGUGACGAGUUACGGGCUUUCGGAGGCCUUUGUGGUGGAUCGUGCGAACUUUGAUGCCCUAGUGCCUCCGGAGCUCAGGGAGAUUAUGGAGGAGGACAAAGAUGCACGUAAACUUGUGUACUCUUCUCACAAGGAAAAUGAUCCAGGCGUGAUUAUGUCGAACAUGCAUCUUGGGUUUGCCUCGACGUACCGAAAGAGCAGGAAAUGCCAUGUAAAGGGUGAUGCAAUUUGA